AUGGCAUUCUGGUACAGACUUACGAGAACAGAUCAGCUUGGCAGUACAGACCAUCACGUUAUAGCUGGAGUGCAGGGUAUUGCGAAUGUGCUCAGUGUUUUGGGAGGAAACAAGAAAGGAGCAGCAGUACCUUACAGGGACUCCAUAGUAACCAGGCUUCUACAGGAGUCCCUGGGCGGGAAUGCUGUGACCAUGAUGUUUGCUGUCGUGGCGCCAACAGACCGUACCCACCAGGAGACGUUCACUACCCUACAGUACGCUUCCUACGCCAAGUCCGUCAAGAACCACGUAAAGAUGAACAUGAAUCCGUAUGAUGACUCCAGUGACAUCAUCCAGGAUCUCCGUGAUGAAAUCUCUAAACUACGUGACAGGAUCGCCUCAGCCUCCGAACCCAAGAAAGAGGAUGUUCUCAAGAUGGAGGACUUGGUAAAAGACCUACAGAUAGCCAAGCAGUCGACUUGGGCAGAGCGUGAACGAUUAUCCAACAAGUUUGAGGAGGAGAGGAAAAUUAACCUCGCCAAUAAGGGUAUCCUAGAGUGGGUCACAGACAAUGUGAGGAAGGGCAACAAAGAGCUACAAGAGAAGAUGGUACUCCUACAGAAGGAGAAAGACCAGCUGACUCUUCAAUAUAAAGAAAGGAGGAAAGGAGUGGACGUGAUGAACGAAGAGCUACAGAAGAAGAUUGCGGAGUACUCUAAGUGGACAGAGACCGGUAAAUCCUCAGAAUCCGAGACCAAAAAACGGGUGACAGCCAUACAUGAAUUGAAAGAGAGGCUGAAAAAAGAGACUGACAUUUUGAAGAAACUCAAACAGCAAAUUAAGGAUGUUCAGGACAAACAGCGUGAGGAAAGGGAGAAUGCCAAGGCCCAGAUGACCGCGAUAAAAGGAAGUGCCGAGGUCAGACAGAAAGUAGAGCUGGAGGAACGCCAUCAGUUAGAGCAGCAGAACAAAGCUAUGGUGGCCGAUGAACUCGACAAGAUGAAUAUUGAGAUCGAACAGGAGAAGUUGGAGAUCCAGGUCAAGAUGACCGAGGGUAAAAAAUACACGCCACAGGAGGGGGCAGCCUUAGAGAUACAGGUGGUGGAACUGAAGGCCAACAAGGCAGUCGUCGCCUACCAGCUGCAGACCCUACAACAUGAGAAGAACCGUCUGGCCAAGGAACUCGAAGAUGUGUACAAACUACACAAGGACGAGAUGGAGAUUCAGCAGCUUCAACACUUUCAGACAUUCCGUAGUUACCGCGAGAUGUUCGAGGAGCAGAAGGCCGCCCUGGACCAGCGCUACAGACAGCUACUUGAGGACUCCAUUCAAGAUGCUGUCUUCUUGUCCAGUCGUAACAACGAGUUGACGGAGGAGAAUGGGGAACUUAAACAAAGCGUUGCCGAGAUGAAGGAUGUGAUCACCAAGCUUGGAGGUCGUAUCCCGUCUGGAACUGUGUGAACAAUUAUUUUACCAUCUACAGUUAUUUCCCUUUGACUAAUGUCCGAAAAAGUACAGGAUGAUCACGACAAGUUUUCUUCUGGACAUCCUUUUUCAUCAAAUUUUCGUGACAUUUUUACAUUCAUUAUUGCAUGAAGUCAGCUAGUCUGAUUUUACGUUAUCUUGAGGGAAUAUUUGUACGUACAUGCCAAUGAACUCUCACGUCUCUGUGAACUUUUAUUUCAUUGUUAAUUAUGAUACAUGUUAAGUGCGUUCUAAGUAAGUUAUGUCUGUUAAAUAUUCAUUCUUACAAUUAUGAUUAAUAUUUAUUAAUUUCACCAGUAAACUAAUAGAAUUUUACUAUGAAUGUCGAGUUAAAUGUGGUACUCGGAUUAUGGUGAUUUUCGUCUUACCAAAGGAUCCGACUAACUUGUGGCGUGGACUUUUUCAGCCUGGAAAUCUCACAAUCUAUAUCAAUGUUUUCAUUCAAACACUCACCUCAGAUCAAUCCUCAAUUAUUUUUACCAACCAGUGAUAUAUGAUGGUAUCCCCCCCGGUGACAGCUUUUGUCUAUAGCUUCACAUACACAAAUCACUGAAAUGGACUUUAGAAGAGAUGAACGCAUUCCUCUUCAGAAUUUCCUAUGUCACAAAAGAUGUACUAAUUUUAUACUAUUAUCACUUGUAAAAUUUACAUUGUAAGAUGAACUAUAUAUGUAUUUACUACCUUACAUUUACUAACUAAUUGCAUGAAACUUGUACAUGUGCCGUCCUGUAUCUGAUAAACGUUGCUGUAAUUUUGGAAAUUUUCUGCUCAUUUCUAGCUGGAAAUGGAAGUGUUCCAUCUAUUGAAAUUAACAGUAAAUCACAAGUUUUGAAAUUUCUUUUUGGUUGUGUAUCAGGGGAAUCGUAUAUUUAAAUGAAAGAUUUAAAAAGACAUUAUAGUAUAUAUACAAGUACGCAAAUAAUAUUGUCAUUUGGUUGCUUUCAGGUGUGUGAUUAUGUAGUUUUUUGCAUUCAUCAAUCUAUGAACCUUCUUUCAUAAGUACAUGUACUAGUGGUGUAAUUGCUAUGGUGAUAAAACACCCAUCCACUUUCUGUGAUUUUGUGUAUUGCUGAUUCCGUCCAGAAACUUUCUAAAUCUGCAAUAUUGUAUAAUAUACCAAUCUUGUUGUUAUAUUAAAUAAUUAAUGUCUACUCACUAUUUUGUAUUCUGUGUUGACACAGACAUCACAUUCCAUUUACAGUUUAAUAACUCUAUAAUCCGAGCCAUGCAGGUCUCACUCAUUGACAUUCAGUUACAAGUGCUGGUCACUUGAUUUACUUUAAUUAUAUUGUGUACCGAUAUAUUUAGAAAUUAAAUAUUUUAAAUAUUAUUAACAUUAAAGAAAUCAA
This is a messenger RNA of Mizuhopecten yessoensis (Yesso scallop), 2813 nucleotides long. Its product is annotated as kinesin-like protein KIF21A. Lineage: Eukaryota; Metazoa; Mollusca; Bivalvia; Pectinida; Pectinidae. The transcript has 16 exons. Gene Ontology annotation, molecular function: ATP binding; microtubule motor activity; microtubule binding. Gene Ontology annotation, biological process: microtubule-based movement. The record is from RefSeq and is a predicted model, not a curated record. The coding region runs from base 1 to 1440 and encodes 479 amino acids.